AUGGUAAAUGAUAUUCCAGCCACUGAAGCUAAAAUGCUGCCUUUAUCCGGUAAUCAUUUUACGGUUCAAGCGCCGGAACACUUUUCGUUCAGCCCAACAGAUUGGCCGCGAUGGAAACGUCGAUUUGAUCGUUUUAGAAUAGCUUCGGGACUGGAUAAAAGAAAUGAGGUUGAGCAAGUGAACACCCUAGUGUACCUUAUGGGUGAUCAGGCAGAUGACAUUUUUCUCUCAUUCAACCUAAGUUCCGCGGAUGAAAAGAAGUUUAUACCCGUAUUAAACGCAUUUGAAAAUUUCUUUGUAAUGAAGCAUAACGUGAUUUACGAAAGGGCAAAGUUCAAUUCUCGUAGCCAGUUAGAUGGAGAAAGCAUCGAAGAUUUCAUUACGGCACUUUAUUUGCUUUCAGAGAAUUGCAAUUAUGCUGCUCUGCGCGACGAAAUGUUACGGAAUCGAUUGGUCGUCGGUGUGCGAGACAGACGGUUGUCAGAGAGGUUGCAGUUAGAAUCGGAGUUAACGCUAGAAAAGGCUAUACAAACAGUCAGACAGCACGACGCAGUUAGAAGACAACAAGUAGACUUGUCUACUACAACUACAAGCACUGUUAAUAGCAUUCGCUCUCAUUCCCACAAACCAAAAACGGCGUCACCUACACAAAGUUCUUUUCGAAAUAAAGGAGAAACAACAAAGACAAAAGAUGUUCAAUGUCCGUGGUGUGGUAUGCAAGGGAAACAUGGAAAACAAAAAUGUCCCGCAAGAGGCAAACAAUGCCGCUUAUGUAAAAAGUGGAACCAUUUCAGUAGUGUAUGCAGACAAAAAUCGAAGAACAGCGACAAAAUAUUUCGCGUAGAAGAAGACGAAGACGAGCCCUUGUUUAUUGGUACGGUGGUAGACGAAAACUCUAGUGUCGAUAGGUGGACUGCGGGAGUAAAAGUGAAUGGGAAACUAAUAACUUUUAUAUUGGAUACAGGAGCAGCGGUUGACGUUUUACCACUUCAGUACUUUAAAUCAACAUUUCCUCAUGUGAAGUUAAGUUCAUCUGAUAAAAAGUUAUGCGGCCCUUCUGGCGGAAGACUUAAUGUCGCAGGUGUAUUCAACUGUGAAUUAAAUUAUGGCCAACAAUGCUGUAAAUCCAAUGUUUACAUAAUAAAUAAUCUAAAAUCACCACUUUUGAGUUUAAAAUCUUGUCAAAAUUUAAAAAUUAUAGAACGGAUAAACGCUUUUAAUACUCCUUGUGACCGAACAGUUCAAAAAUCAUCGAUACAAAUAGAAGUUGAAUAUCCCAAGUUAUUUAAGAAAUUGGGUUGUAUUGACACUGAAUACGAAAUUAAAUUACAAUCGAACGCGAAGCCAUAUGCAAUCGCUACUGCAAGACGCGUACCUAUACCUUUGAAAUCAAAACUCAAGUCAAAACUUGAUGAAAUGCUGCAGUUAGAAGUGAUAAGAAGGGUAGAUGAGCCGACCGAAUGGUGUGCCCCAAUGGUCAUUGUUACUAAGCCCGAUGGUGACAUUCGGCCCUGUGUUGAUCUUGGGAAGCUGAAUAUGGCAAUUCAACGGGGUAUCCACCCAAUGCCGGUCGCAGAUCAUUCAUUGGCUCAGCUAGAAGGCGCUAAAUAUUACACCAAGUUGCGAACUAUGGAUUCUGGCAGAUUUAAUUAUCACCUAAAUCAGAGCUUCUUACAACAUUCCUCACUCCAUUUGGUAGGUUUUGUUUCCAAAGGCUGCCCUUUGGCAUUUGCACCGCUCCGGAGUUGUUUCAGAGGGAAAUGCAGCGUAUUCUCGAGGGAGUUGAUGGAGUUAUCUGCCAAAUGGACGACAUUUUGGUAA
This is a messenger RNA of Eupeodes corollae, 1821 nucleotides long. RefSeq lists its product as uncharacterized. Bases 1 to 1821 code for a protein of 606 amino acids. The transcript has a single exon. The record is from RefSeq and is a predicted model, not a curated record. Lineage: Eukaryota; Metazoa; Arthropoda; Insecta; Diptera; Syrphidae.